UUCAUGCCUCUUGGGACAGCGAUGCCCGUUCCCUCCGGCUGUCUCUCCCUUAAAACUGAAAAAAGCAAACCCUGAUAAAAGAAACCGAACGACCCAUUCCUCCCUCCCUCCCCUGUUCCCUCUCCAAUGGACGACUUCGCCAGGGCCUACCGGGCCUCCGGCGGCAACUACGACGACCGCCGGACCGAUUUCCGCUCCUCCAGCGGUGCCGAUUACGACCGCGGCCAACGGAGCUACUUCCACCCAGACGGCGGCGGCGCCUACGACCACGGCCACCGCGGCGACCUCCACCCCUGCGACCAGGGCGCGGGGAACGAGCUCGUGCUCUACGCCGGAGGCGCUCGGGCGAGCGACUAUGACCGCGGCUACCGGAAUGAGUUCCGGUCGAUCGGCGGCGGCAGCGGCAACCGAAGGCUGGAGAUCGUGCGGGGGAACGUGUUCAGCGCGAACCAGACCUACGUGACCCGGCCGCCGCCUUCACGGUCCACCGAUCUGUCAAUGCCUCUCCCUCCGUCUUGCCGGAACGGCGCCGCCGUCCGGCCUUACUCCUCGUUGUCGUCGUCGGGCGGGGGGUCGGGGGCGCGGUGCUUCGGCGACCCGGAGAUGAAACGGCGGCGGCGGGUGGCGAGCUACAAGAUGUAUUCGGUCGAGGGGAAGGUGAAGCAAUCCAUCCGAAAGAGCUUCCGGUGGAUCAAGGGCAAGUGCUCCGAGAUGGUGCACGGCUGAUAGGGCGGUGCGGAAGUGCGGGUCGCCGGAGAGAACCGCCGCCGGGGGUGCGGGCGGGGUGUGGAGAGGAUGGCGUUUAUGUAAGUUUAUAAAUCUAGCUUGGUCGUUUCUGGAUGAAACAUUGUUGGGGAUUGUUUGCUUACUUUCGGCCCUUAAAAAUGUACGAUUUGAAUUCUUAAAAAUAUGCUAAUCUUUCUCCGAUUUUGUUAGAUCAAUUAAAACUAGUCAAACUUUAAUGAAUUAUUUGUUGUUGCAUAAACAAAUCAUUUCUUGAAGAAUACAUAAAUUAUUGAUAAUUA
Messenger RNA from Phoenix dactylifera (date palm), 1025 nucleotides. NCBI's taxonomy places the organism in Eukaryota, Viridiplantae, Streptophyta, Magnoliopsida, Arecales, Arecaceae. The record is from RefSeq and is a predicted model, not a curated record.